UUAUUAAUUUUAAAAAAAUUAUUAGUUUGUUAAAAAAAAAUAAAGAAAAAUAAAUAUGAAAUAUUAUAAAUUAUUAUUUAUAUUUAUUUUAAUAAUAUUAAUUAAAUUUGAAUAUAAUUUUGCUAUUAAAAAUUCAAUAACAAAAAAUGAUAAUGAAAAAAUUCGAGUUUGUAUAGUUGAAGGGAGAGGAUCAUAUAAAAAAGGAUCAAAAUUUUGUCCAAUAUUAGAAAAUAGUAAUUCAAAUAUGGAAUGUGUUAUUGGUGUAGAUCGAUUAGAUUGUGUACGACGUAUUCAUAAAGGUACAGCACAUUUUGGUGUUUUUUCAUCUGAAGAUUUAAUUGCUGCCCGUUAUAAUUCAAUUGAGAUUUUGGUUACCAAUGAAAUGCGUUUUCAUGAUACACCAUUUGAAUAUGAAAUAGUUGCAAUUGUUGAUAAUGAAUCAGGUAUUAAUUCAGCACAUGAUUUACGUGGCAGUCGUUUCUGUCAUCCAGGUCAUGGAUUAGAAAAUCAUAUGACAGAGAUCCUAGGAAAAUAUUUUGAAUCAGUUUUGGUACCGAAAAAAUGUGAUGAAAAUUUAUCAUUAACAGAAAGUAGAAUUCGUGAUACAGCAAACUUUUUCGGACCAUCAUGUAAAGCUGGACCAUGGGUACCAGAUCCAGUCCAGGAUAGAAUAUUAAAAACUCGUUAUCCAUCAUUAUGUGAAAUUUGUUAUGACUCUUAUCGUUGCGGUAUUGGUGACAAGCAUUGGGGUCGCCGAGGUUCUCUAUAUUGUUUAACUAGUGGUAUCGGUGAAGUAGCAUGGGCUAGAUUAGAUGAUAUUCAAUCUCAUUUCGGAUUUAGUGGUCUACCUCCAGAAGCCAAUCCAAAUGAAUAUAGUUUCGUUUGUCCAGAUGGUCAUUUGCAACCGUUAAAUACAACACAUCCCUGUGUUUGGGUAGCAAAACCUUGGCCAGCGGUUGCAGCGCAAAGACAAAUUGCCGCCAAAAUUCAAGACAUUGUGUCACGUUUAAGUUAUAAUAAUGAAGAGGAAUGGCGGCGUGCUUUAUUAAGCUUAAUUGAACCAUAUAGAUCAAAAAUUCAAACAUUAGACAAUACUAUAACAAUUGAUGAUUAUUUAGAUCAAGCAAUUGGCUUUCAAAGUGCAUACAGUUUUCCAGAAUGUAAUCCUCCACGUUCAAUUGUUUAUUGUACAACUUCAAUUAUUCAACACGUUAAAUGUUCUUGGUUACAAGAAAUAUCUCAGGUAUAUGGUAUCCAACCAAAUAUUCAAUGCAUUCGAACAUUAAGUAUAGAUGAAUGUUUAGAGGAUGUUAAAGAUAGAGUAGCUGAUGUUGUUUUAGUUGAUCAGGAUACGCGUAUUAAAGCACAAAGAGAUUAUAAUCUUAUACCGUUAUUAUAUGAAUUUUCAAAAGAAAUGCACGAACGAUACGUUACAAUUGCUGUUGUAAAGAAGAAAUCAAAAUUUAAAAAUUUUGAAAGUUUACGUGAUUAUCAGGCAUGUUUUCCAUCAUAUGAAGGUGCUGCUUAUAUUUCUGUUUUAGAAGCAAUUGCAAAUAUUACUCAUCAGGAAUAUGAAAGUAUACCAAGUUAUUUUACUAGAAAAUCUUGUAUAUGGAAACCAAAUGGUCAUACGUGCCCAGAAGCAUACAAGGGUGAUGCUGGAGCUUUGAAAUGUUUAGCAGAUGGUUAUGGUGAUGUUGCAUUUAUUAGUUCUGAUAUUUAUAAAAAUUUCACUGAUGGCCUUAUAUUAGAUAAAUCAGUUGAUAGAAAUGAAUAUGAAAUCCUUUGUCCAUAUGGCCAUAGUAAGAAAUCACCUUAUGAAUUAUGUUAUUUGCAUUGGACACCUAGAGGUCAUAUUAUGGUACAUAAUACUACUUUAACAAGGCAACACGAGAUUUACAAUUCUUUAAAAGAUAUGGAUCGACUUUUUGGUAAACAUUAUAAAGAACAUACAAAACCAUUUACGAUGUAUGGACCUUUUGAUAAAAGAAGUAAUAUAAUGUUCCGUGAUAAUACAGAUGGAUUAAAAGGUUAUAUUGAAAUGAAAAAAGAUUCAGCCGAAAGAUUACUUGAGGAUAUUUAUAAAAAAUAUUCUGAAAGAAUAAUUUCAAAUAGCAGUAAUAAAAAUUAUUUAAGUGUUCUAUUAAUAGGAAUUUUAAUUGUAAUCAUAAGUUUUUAUUGAAUUGAAACAAUUUAGGGAAUAUUGUUAUUUUAUUUUUUUCUGAAUUUUGUCACAAAAAUGAAUGCGAAUGAGUAUGCAGUAUUUUAUUGAAAUUUCAAAUAUUUUUUUUUUUUUAUUUUUUAUGUUUAAUGUUUCAGUCAGAUGUUUAAAUAUUUAAAAUAAAUAUUGUGAUAUUAUUAUCUAGUUAAAACUUAUUGUACUAUAAAUAAAUUUAGAAUUAAAUUUCACUAAUGCUUUUUUAUUAUAAAAAAUUUCAUUAAAAAUGCACAAAGCGUAUUCAUUUUAAACAACAAUAAAACUUUGUGAUGUUUUUGUCACCGACUGUAUUGACCGAAAUUUUU
This is a messenger RNA of Condylostylus longicornis, 2523 nucleotides long. Its product is annotated as transferrin. The transcript has 4 exons. The record is from RefSeq and is a predicted model, not a curated record. Gene Ontology annotation, biological process: iron ion transport. The coding region runs from base 56 to 2182 and encodes 708 amino acids. Lineage: Eukaryota; Metazoa; Arthropoda; Insecta; Diptera; Dolichopodidae. Gene Ontology annotation, cellular component: early endosome; plasma membrane; recycling endosome.